ACUUACAUAGUAGACAGGAGUAUCACAUUCACAUGUUUAUCAAAUGUUCACGCAUUUCUCUGUUGGUGGUUUUAAGAAUUAUUAACAUGAAUAUAAAAUUAUUUAAAUGCAAUAUCUUGAAGAGACAAAUCAUUGUUUUCAUGAUAUUCAUGGGUUACUCCAACAUCACAAUACUACAUACAAAUUUAUCCAUGGCUGUGGUGGAUAUGACUUCACUCAAAAAAAUAUCUAGUUCACAGAAUUCUUCUGAAAUGAAAGCUGAAUUCAACUGGACACCUGAACAAAAAAGUUUGAUACUGGGUUCCUAUUCAUAUGGGAGGUUACUCAGUCCAAUUGGGGGGAUAUUGGCAACUAAACUAGGUGGAAGCACUAUAUGCAGUAUUGGAAAUUUGGGAAUGGCCGUCAUCACUCUAGUCUCACCUCUUCUACUAACAGCUGAUUUCAACUUCUUUUUCAUAAUGUACGUGAUUUUUGGAAUUUUUGAGGCCUUAGUUAUUACAGGAAUCCCUGAAAUAAUCGCUCGUUGGGCGCCUCCUGAAGAACAUUCAAGAUUUGUUUCAUUUGGAGAAGUUGGUUUCUUUUUUGGAGCUAUAGCAUCAUUCAUACUUUCUGGCAUAGUAUUAGGAAAGUGCCAAUGGCAAAUAUUAUUCUACUGCAAUGGAUUAGCUUCAUUGAUAUGGUUUGGUAUUUGGUUCAUUAUAGUCAAAAAUGAACCAAUGGACGAUAAACACAUGAGUGAAUCAGAACAAAGAUACAUACAGGAAAGAAUGAAAUACAAGCAUGCAGAAGAGAAGUUGGCAUAUCCAUGGAAAAAAAUUGCAACAUUUAUGGUUUUAUGGGUUGGUUCUCUAGCUGAAUUUGCUAUUGUGUGUGGUUUGAUAUUUACAUCAGUGUUCUUACCGCAAUGUAUUGAAGAUACUGCAGGUACAGACAUAACACAUGCUGGAUUUAUUUCUACAAUACCUCAAAUAUGUGCCCUGAUUUCAAUGCCAAUCAGUGGAUGUAUUUCUGACUAUAUCAGAUCACUCAACAAAAUUUCAGUCACCAAUCUGCAUAGACUUUUUGCCAGUAUAAGUUUGCUCGGUGCUUCAGUGUUUUAUGCUGUUGUAGUCAUAUGCUCAAACUUUGUAGUUCAUAUUGUGGCUAUAUCUUUGUAUCAAUUUUUUAGCACAUUCCUUCUAGCUGACAUAACAGUUUUAUUUCUGGACAUCUCACCAAAAUACACAGCUUUUUUCAUGUCUAUUGUGAACACCUGCUCCAUUACAUCUGGUUUUAUUGUUCCAAUUGUUGUGGAAUUUAUUGUUACAUCUCAUAGUCUGUACCAAUGGAACAUUUGCUUCGCAAUCUAUAGCAGCAUGUACCUGUGUGUGGCAUUGCUCUACUUAAAAUUUGUUACUGCAGAGCAACCUUCUUGGGCUAUCUCUGAAUGCAACGCUAAUCAAAAUACUAUGGAAAUGAAAGAGAAAGCCAUAAACUCGGCAAAAUUGUAGUUUAUACUUCGCACUCAUGCAACUGCUGCAAAAUGUAGCAUCACACAGAGAAAACUUCUCAGAAGAAGUUUUAUACCAUCAAUCAACCUACUUGGUAAAAUGAAAUAUCAUAGGUUACUCUUCUCAAGAAACCUACCCAAAUUAAAGCUCAAGAUGCAAAUAUGUCAGGAUUGCUUUCUCUUUACAAUCAACUUACUUCUUUUUCAAAGAAUCCUUCAAUGAGGUUUCCUUAGAAAUGUAAGACUUCAAUACAGUGUGAUUUUUUUUCUGCU
This is a messenger RNA of Planococcus citri (citrus mealybug), 1762 nucleotides long. RefSeq names its product sialin-like. The transcript is spliced from 10 exons. Gene Ontology annotation, biological process: transmembrane transport; monoatomic anion transport. Gene Ontology annotation, cellular component: membrane. Gene Ontology annotation, molecular function: transmembrane transporter activity. Lineage: Eukaryota; Metazoa; Arthropoda; Insecta; Hemiptera; Pseudococcidae. Bases 33 to 1490 code for a protein of 485 amino acids. The record is from RefSeq and is a predicted model, not a curated record.